GCAAAGUGCUGGCAAAUGUUGCACAAGUAUCAUAUUUGUGGGUUGUGUGUUAGUCAGCAGCAGAUGCUGGAGCAAGGUGCGAGAUACUUGUGGAUGUCAGUCAGUCAUGUAAGUGAAGUGUUUGAUGAGUUGUGUGUCAGGCAGCAGCAGAUGCUGGAGCAAGGUGCGAGAUACUUGUGGAUGUCAGUCAGUCAUGUAUGCACGAUGACAGACAGCCUAGGCAGCAAGAGUGACCACUCAGGGCAGUCGGUCCUACUGGCAGGCAUUCGGGCACGCAUGGAUGUGGUUUGCGUGCUGGAUCUGAGCCACACUGAGCGCCAGCAUCAUCGCAGAAAAGCGUGGGAUGAGGUGAAGGCCAGCUGCCUUUCUGUUAAUGCCAACUGUUACCACAUUCAGUUUGAAAAGCUAGACUUUGGAGAAACAAAUGUUUUGGACCAAUUCUACAAUGCUGAUGUUGCCAUUGUGGAUCUCUCGAUUGUUUUACAGCAACAUUCUCUCUUCUAUCAUCUUGGUGUACGUGAAAGCUUCGAUAUGAAAGAAAACAUUCUACUAUACAACGAUAAUGACUCUGAGGUCACCAUGCCUCUCAAGUUUUCCUGCAGCAACUAUAUUUUCAUUUCCUACCGCCUAUUGGACGCAGGACAGUGUGUCUUAACGGAUCCCAGUAUGAGAAUUGGAUCCGAUGACAAUAUUCCUCCUGAAUCUAGAAUACUUCUUUCAACAAAACUUCGUAGACAGUUACAAGAUGUUGAAAUUCAGUCAAAAGCUCACAUGAAGGAGAAGUUCCUUGCUGAUCUUCGUAAAGCUCGGGAUGUGUUGUCCGGUGAUGAGCUCAGAAAGCAGCUGCACAAUCUCCGAAGACGACUCGAUGACCCAAAUAUUUUGUCUAUUGACGUUGUUCUCAAUAUGUUAAUAUCAUUGAGAGAGAUCCAGGAUUAUGACGCGAUGGUUCAGCUGGUCGAUGAUCUCAAGACUAUACCAAACCGCAAACUCUAUACUAGCACUCCUGCCAUUAGGUUCUUGUAUGGGUUUGCACUAAAUAGACGGAAUAUGGAAGGGGACCGAGAGAAGGCUCUUGCUGUGAUCACAAAAGCUUUAGAAAAGAAAGAAAAUGAAGUUCCUGACAUGGUGUGUCUCUGUGGUAGAAUAUAUAAGGAUAAAUUUGUUGAAUCUCAGCACAUAGACAUGGAGAGUCUGCAUAAUGCAAUUUACUGGUACAGAAAAGGAUUUGAAGUACAACCAAAUGAAUAUGCUGGGAUCAACUUGGCUACUCUUCUUGUUAUAGCUGGCAAUGAUUUCUCAAAAUCAGCAGAGUUGCAGCAUAUAGGUAUGGUUCUUAACAACCUGAUUGGAAAAAAAGGUUCCCUAUCAUCACUACAAGAUUACUGGGAUGUGGCAACCUUUUUUGAAAUUAGUGUUUUGGCAGAGGAUUAUGGGAAAGCUGUUCAAGCUGCUGAAUGCAUGUUCAAGCUGAAGCCUCCUAAUUGGUACCUGAAAUCUACAAUUGGCAACAUCAUGCUCAUCAACCGAUUCCGGAAGCGUCCUGAAGAUAGUGAACCGGGACCUGAGGAGACAAUUUUCAACUUUUGGAUUGAUUAUUUUGUAGAAGCUACUAAAACUGAACUUGGGGAUGUCAUCAGAUUUCCAAUUCUGAUAUUAGAACCAACAAGAAUGUACCAGCCAAGUUAUUACUUGCCGAGCUAUGUAACUGUUAACCUUGGAGCAGAGGAGAAGAGCAUUCAAGUUGGGAACUUGUGCAUUGACCAAAUGAAAGGAAACUGCCGACAGGUCCAUGACUGGCUUUUCAAUGCCUCCAGCAUUAAAACUAUUACACUCUAUAAACGAGAUGAGCGUGCAGUUUUCCUCUACGUUCAAGAGAACUCUGAUGACUUUCAAAUGUUUUUUCCCUCUGAACAAUGCCGCCUGAUAUUUUUUCGAUUGGUUCAGGAGCUCACUGUGAACCAAAAAGGCACAGUUAUGGACCUGGAGGCUGAAAUAUCUUCAGGACCUAUUCAGAUGGCAGCGCCGGAAACAAGGAGUCUCAGCCGGCUGCCCCAGCCAGUCGUGUACCUGGUGACACCUACACCAGGUGUCCCUCUGCUCCUUUUCCAACUUUACUACGAGUAUGAAUUGGACGACAGUGGAAAGCGUAUGGUUCUGGGCAAGGGUACAUAUGGUAUUGUUUAUGCUGCCAGAGACCUCAACACUCAAGUGAGAAUUGCUGUUAAAGAAGUCCCAGAAAAAAAUAUUGGAGAAGUUCAACCCCUGCAUGAAGAGAUAAAGCUUCACUCAGAGCUGCGUCAUCGUAACAUUGUGCAGUACUUGGGAACGGCUUCAGAAGAUGGUUUCUUCAAGAUCUUCAUGGAGCAGGUGCCAGGGGGAUCCUUAUCUGCCCUCCUCAGAUCAAAGUGGGGCCCUCUGAAGGAAAAUGAAGCAACCAUUGCGUAUUAUACCAAGCAGAUUCUUGAGGGGUUAAAGUAUCUACAUGAUCAGAAGAUUGUGCAUAGAGAUAUUAAAGGUGAUAAUGUUCUAGUCAAUACGUAUACAGGAGUGGUGAAGAUCUCAGAUUUUGGUACAUCCAAGCGACUAGCUGGAGUCUGCUUGAGCACCGAGACCUUUACUGGAACGCUACAGUACAUGGCACCUGAAGUCAUUGAUAAAGGAGCCAGAGGAUAUGGAGCUCCGGCUGAUAUAUGGUCCUUGGGAUGUACGAUAGUGGAAAUGGCGACAGGCAACCCACCAUUCAUUGAGCUGGGCUCUCCUGAGGCUGCUAUGUUUAAGGUUGGUCUUUAUAAGAUGCAUCCAGAUAUCCCCGAAGAGCUAAGUGAAAAGGCAAGAAGUUUCAUCCUCAGGUGUUUUGAGCCAGAUCCAACCAGGAGAGCCACAUCAUCUCAACUUUUGGAGGAUCCCUUUUUGACAGAGUUAGGCAGAAAGAAAAAGGGGGUGAGGCUAACUAACCAACAGGAAUUCUCCAGGAGUAUAUCUGUUCCUGCCGACCGCAAUAUAAGACAGCAUGGAGAAAAGUGUCGACUUGCAAGCUCUCCAGAUGAUGGCCUAGAGCUGGGCUAUGGUUAUGGGUCGCGCUGCAACACAGCUGGGAGCCCCUCCGUGUCCCCAGCUUCCCCCUCCUCAUACCUCUCAUCUCUCUCAUAUUCCAGCUCUGUCAUGACUGGUUCAGACCUCGAUGAUGCCCUCAUGACAAGAAGGUCGUCAAGUGGUGGUCUGCUGUCUCCGGAGGUGGAGUCUCCUCGCACAGACGGGGAACAAGAUGGCUUCUACCUUCUGAAAAAGGACUCUCAGCGUCGAAUGACUCUGACUAGAGUGCUUGUAAAUGACCAGAACAAGAUUACACAGAUCUGGUACCACAGGCUUCAGCAUGAGUUGGGCACUGAUAAGCUCCUACUUACUCAGGAUCACCUUCUUCACAUCAUGGUUGGUCUUCGUGAUUUUAUUCCAGAACACAAGAAACUACCAAUUGAGCAAGCCUUUGCAGUGCUCAGAGAAGAAAGUAAUUUUGAAGAAGCACUCAACCAAAUUAAUCUUGCUCUCUACAUCUUUCAAGAUGCUGUAAAUGAGGUGUUGAAGAGUCACAGCAUCAAGCCACAUUGGAUGUUUGCCCUGGAUGAUCUGAUACGCAGUGCUGUCCACUGUGCCAUAACAGUCUUGUCCCCAGAACAAGACAUAUUGGUUGGACCUGGUGAGGGAGCUGCAGGCGUACUUGUUGGGGGCCCUGACCGACCAAGAGAUCUGGCCGAGGAAGGCAGCACUUCAGGAGUUUCCACCAUAAAUUCUACAAAGUCUGCAAAGUUACUUCAUGACUUUCAUCACUCUAAACACUGUCACCACCUUCAAGAAAGCUUGCAGGUCACAAGAACUGAGAAUCUUCGGUUAUUGGAGGAACUGUACCUUUCCGAGAAAAGAUACGGAGACCUGCUGAAAAUGUACAUCUUGGAGCGUCAUGAUCAAAGUCAAUUUCUAGCAGACCAGCUGGGAGUUCUUUUGCCACCACUGCUUCCAGUUAGUAAUAGCAAGAAUAUGAUGGUAAAGAACACUAGUAGUUCAGGCAACAAGAGUUCCAGUGCAGGAUCAUCAGAAGAGACAGCAACAGAUAAGCUGGACUCGCCCCUUGGUACCAUGGAGUCUGUGUCUAGUGCUGACACGCUAACAGCAGAUAGUAAUGUUUCUGGUGCUGCAUCCUCAUCACCUUCUCUGCCACAAGAACUCCCGAUGAUUCAUGUGUCGUCACGCAACAUAGACAUGGAGUUAGUUAGGUGGCUCCAGUCUCUGUCAAUUGAUCGUGAUGUUAUUGACAAGUUCCUUGCUGAAGACUACACCAAAGAUGAUGUCCUGACUUGGAUGACACGUGAUGACCUCAGACGGAUGAGAAUGAGAGGAGGAGUCGAACUUCGUAUUUGGCGUAGCGUGGUACAGCAUCGCCAGGCCCUGGGUCUACCCACUCACCAUGAGGAUCCUAAUGCUACAGCAUCCACAUCAAGAAGUGCUUCCCAAGAUCCACAAUCACGUUCUACUAAAUUAUAGAAUAUGCUCAGUACAGUAUCUGUAUUUUACCCAAAUUUUCUGUAUAAUUUGUAAAAAAAAGUUUUCCCCAUGUGAUCAUCCUUGUGAUGCCUUAAGACAUACGAGUCUUCAAUAUUUAUGUCUUGGACAUAUUGUCAUAGUAUUAAUGUUACUCAAUCAAAAUUGAGUGUGAGCUAAUGACAAAUGUACUCAGUUUCUCAGAGUAAAUGCCCGAGUCCUAAGGCCAUUUCUUCACUCGCAUUGAUUUGGACUCGGUGUAACAUAAAGAAAAUUUCAUCUCGAGCUGCUUCCUUUGGUGCUAGACAUACUAAUCGUUGUUAAACAAGUUUUUAGACACUCUUUAAUGCUUCCCGAGAUUGGAAAUGCAGUUUCCCAAUAUGGAUAGUUUUUUAAUCUAUGUUAAGGAAAUAAUGCUUGUAAUCUGUGGUGCUGUAGUUGCCUUGUCAACUUUAUUCUGAAAAAUAGAUAUGUAUAUAUAUAUGUGUGUAUGUUUGUAUAUACUGUAAUUGUUUUUGUGAACUACUUGACAUAAAACACUAUAAUUAUCUUUAUAGGUUGUGAAUGCGCAAUAUUUUAGCUUUAUAAAGAUGAUGUUGCUGUUUAUUUUUGGCAUGCAAAACUUAAGCUAUUUUGGUUUUAUAAUGAUUUUUGUACAAACCUUAGUGUGUUAAGGAGAUGACUCGGAUUUACAGUAAUGAACAUUUUUCAAUGACGUAGCAGUGCUUUGUUCCUCCUGUGUGAAUUUACUCCACAAAUCUCAACUACCCCCAAACUCAUUUAGGAGCUAUACUUUUAAUAAUGUGUUAAAAUUAAAUAAUGGAUUUAAUUUACUAAGAAUAAGUUAAAAAGAUUCAAAUAAUGGAAAGCAUUGAUUCCUUCAUAUUAUAACUGAGGGGUCAUUGGCUUGUCUUUACCUCCAUCUUGCCCCAUCAUUCUCAUCAGCUUUAUAAGAGUGAGCUCAGUUAGGUUAUAAUCUCUUAAUGUACAUUAAAUCAUCAUGUAAGUAAAUUUCAUAAUUUUUAAGAACACACCAAUUUUAUAUAACUUUCUUGCUGUCAUUUUGAAUCGAUUCAUAAUGUUCAACUAAUAUAAAUUUGUCCAUUUAUCAGUAUUUUUAAGAUACUCGGUACAAAAGUUGAUGCUUCUCGCAUGAAUUAAUUUUCACUUCCUUAGAACAUUGCAAUUUAUUAAAAUUAAAUAUUUUAAUUGUGUAGUGAAAUGUUAGAUAUUACUGCAACCAAAAAUAGGAAUGAUAAAUGGUUACACAUGAUAUACAUUAGACAAGUGUGAAAAUAACCCAGUGUGAAGCUGAAGAGAGGUGCUAGUAUUACCUGCGAUACACGAGUAUGGUGAUAGACAUAGUUUUAGUGUAUGGAGAAAUUUUAAAGUUGUAAAUGCAUACAUUAUUGGGGCAGUUGAUUGGACUUUGUAAAGAGAGAUUCAAAUUGAUAUAGGUAGGUUUAGCAAUACAGUAUUAAGUUUAAAGUCAAUAUGUGGUUGACGCGAGGUUUUGCGGGCUUUAUUUAUAAGCUGGAAAAUGGCGAACAGUUCUUAUAAAAAUUAUCUUUCUAUACUGUGAAGGUAGACAAUCAUAUUAUUGCAUCAGAAAUCUGAAAUAAAUGUCGUGAUAUAGGUGAGCAUCUGGUGUCAACAACCCAUAACACUGGUUCUCUUAUCACUACUCAUAUCUUAUUAGCAAUUUCAGUACAAUUUAUCCAUUUAUUCAAUUUUCUGUAUGCUGUAUAUUCCUAACUUUCAUAAGUCAUGGUAUCUCAAGUAUCAUAACAUUAUGCAGAUGAUCCAAAAUUUGUGCAAAGGAAUAUGUUUGCAAAUCAGACAUAAAUGUUUAUGGGAAAAAUAAGGAUAUUUUCAAGAGAACUUUAACUCGUUAGCUUCGUGGUGCUUACAUGCCAGUACCACUUGAGCCUAAGGAUUGUGCCAUGCCCUCAAGACUCGCUAAUGUACUAGGAGCCAAGACCAGAAUCUGUUUGUAUGGGGUGAUGGGAAACUUGGGGAUCAGAUUUAACUAAACUGAGGAAAACUGACCAAGUCAGAUUAAACAAAAACUACCGUUUGUAAAAAAAUAAAAAUAAAAAAAUAUGAAAGCAAGGGAAGUGAUAGCCUGUUGCAAGUAGUUAGCCCUGGUCCCAACUUGCUUGGCCCAGGAUCUUGGCUUGCCACCUACCUCAGAGGCAUGGUUCUGUAUGGAUUGGUUGGCUUCUUCUGGGACCCAGAUUCUGUUCUCUGGGAAGGCUUCCCGAGAUACCUGCUUGGUUAACUCCAAACCUAAAGCACCCAGCUUGGCCCUUGAGUCAUGAAUGCCUAAUGGGGCCAGAAUCUGGUCCCCUCAAUAGAGGGAAGGGGAGUUUGAGAAUACUAGAUUAACCCAGGUAAAGAGGCAAAAAAAUACUAGAAAGGUAAAAUGCCCCAAAUAAAGCAAAUGCAUGGAAAAUAUUGGUAGCCCUCACACACGCUAUGCGUGUUAGUGGCUUUGCAGAAUUGUACCGCUCAAUCACCAAUGCAAGUACUUUCACAACCAAUUGUAACUUGUAUAAAGAAGUAAAUGUACACUCAUGUCCAGUCCAAACUGCUAGUUAAAUGUUGACUACCAGAUGACAGCUGCUUCUUGAUGCUUUCCUAGUGAAAUGGUAGAAUGUCAUUUGCUGUCUGUACCUCUUAUCAGAGUGGCCAGGUUCUGGCUCUGGUCGACAGAAGGCCAAACAAAACACUUGCAACCGAUAUGACUUAUAGUACAGAGCACUCUUGGCAAGAUAGCUUCAGGGAACCACUGGGGCUCUACCAGAAAGAUAUUUUAUUAUAUUCAAUGAUGGGUUUUGAAUUGCUAGCUAUCUGAUAAUGUGUAAUAGUGACUUACUUUUUUUAAAAUCACAAUUUAGCAUUCCCUGCUGAUAUUCAAAUUUAUUUCCGGAUGAUAGUACCAGACGGAAUGGCACCAGAGGAGUGGGUUGCAAGGCACUUCCUUUGAACUGUGCCAAGAAUAGAUUCAUGUGCAAUAUUCUGGUGUACAUAUUACAUUGAAGAUUUAUACAGCACUCUGAUUUUCUGGGAGGGUCCCCUUGGUGGCUCCCCAAGUUACCUAUCUGAUAGGCUCCAACUUGAGGAUACCACACCAGGCUCUCGAGAUUCACAAGUGCCUGCCGUAAGCUAGUAUCAUAAUUCAGCCCCCCUUCCUCAAGGAAAGUCUGGGGGUACUAGACAACACACAGCUGGUACCCUUGGUUAUCUACUGCUCAUUGCUCAGCUAAGUGUUGGCCUUUGGAAUCUUGUCCAAUGCAGGGGCCUGUUUCUUUUUAUAGGCGUAAUGUGUGUAUUUUAACCUUGUUUAUGCCCAAUUGUCAUUUUGCAGCAGCUGUGGGUGGCUAGAGUUCUCUUCUCUAGUUGUCACUGGCAUUAAUCCUGCUUUGUCAGGGUCAUCCUUCCUGAGAAGGCUCGGAAGCUCACCCCUUAGAUUUUGGUUCCUCUCAAGGGUCCCCAUCUGGGGUAGUGCAUGUGUUUUGGCUCCUCUACAAAGCCCAAUGGUUGGGGUGGGUAGUAGUUGGCUUGAAAUAGCCAAUGCUAUUACAUUCAAUCCACUGCAUGAGUGCGCUUCAGCUCUGGCUGCAGCUUAUGCCUUCUUUCACUGUUUUUCCUUAGGUUGUGACUUUGCAUCACUACCAACAUUAAGACAGGGAAAGGGUUUAUGGGUGCUACUUUCCCUUGCUUGGUUUUUCAUACUUUCUGCAGGAGUUUGUUAACUUCUUGUUUUCUCCUUUAGUGUCUAUUGUUUUUCAUUACCAUUGCUGUAAAAUUUUUAACCUGUGUUUCAAUAUAUUUUUUCAAAUGAGAAAGAUGUACAAAAAAAUCUGUGGCCACAUUUUUAAACAAGUUACUGCACAGGGGUGCUUUUGUCGUCCUACACUGCUAUUUCAGCUUGUCUCUUGACUUCAGCUUGCCAUUUUUUCUGGGUGCCAUCAGGUUUGAGAUUCAUCCCCUUUCCAUUUUUGUUUUUCUCCCCUUCUGAGGUGUGGGUCCUUGUUGGGUUUUGGAUCCCAUUUCUUGCUCUAGUUUGUUGACUUCCCCUCUUUCAUCAAAAAAUUAUUUAAAUGGUAUCAAAAGAAAGUAUUUUAAAGGUAGUGUUCUACAGAAUAAUGAUAAAGUUCAAUAUGAACCAUCCUGCUGAUGAGUAAGAAAUAUGUGGAAGACAAAGAUAAAUAAUAUUACAUAUGUGGUACAAUUCUGUCCUAAAUAGGAUGCAAAUGUAUACAGAAUGCAUGUGUAUAUAAAUAAAGAUAAACGUUUAA
This is a messenger RNA of Procambarus clarkii (red swamp crayfish), 8840 nucleotides long. The record is from RefSeq and is a predicted model, not a curated record. NCBI's taxonomy places the organism in Eukaryota, Metazoa, Arthropoda, Malacostraca, Decapoda, Cambaridae.